Molecule: messenger RNA, 5337 nt
Organism: Diuraphis noxia (Russian wheat aphid)
Lineage: Eukaryota; Metazoa; Arthropoda; Insecta; Hemiptera; Aphididae
Gene: Ziz
Product: dedicator of cytokinesis protein Ziz
Biological process (GO): positive regulation of GTPase activity; small GTPase-mediated signal transduction
Molecular function (GO): guanyl-nucleotide exchange factor activity
Source: RefSeq, a predicted model, not a curated record
GCCUAGAGGCGACAGCCGAAUAUUCUUGUGACAUUUUAAAUUAAAACCUUUAAAACCUUUAACAUUCAAUUGCUCAUAGACCACAGUAUUACUAAUAAUUUAUCGCAUUAUAUCUCAGCGUUACUGCAAUACAAAUUUUUACGUUUUACAAUUUCUAUGUUCAUUAUUCUARUUAAUUAUAAUUUAUUAUGCAUUUAAAAAUGUAUUUUCGUGUUAUUUGUAAUUUAUAUUUAACUUUAUUCAUUAGUUGAGUUCAGAGUUGAGUAUGGGAGAAAGAAAAUUCACUAAAGGCUUAGGGCGGCCAGGAAUGGCAGCUCAACUUCGAGAAACUGUAUCUCAAGUUGUCCGCGAUAGUUCGAAUAAUCAAAAAUGUUUUCAAGUAGAUCCAUUAGACUUCGAAGACUAUAUUGCUAAAAACCAUACAGUUUUUCAGAAUGAUCCUCAAAGAGAAUUAUUACUUUAUCCUUCAGAUGAUGUUUCACAAGUGGUUUUACCGAGAAGAUAUCGUACUAUGGACCCCAGUAUUCCUUCAAAUGCAGACACCACAGAAUGUUCACUUUUAACAAAAAGAUGUAUAGAAAGUUAUUUAGCUAACUGGCAUGUUAUACAUUAUAAAUAUAGUGCAUAUUCAGGAUCGUAUAUUCAAUUUCCACCAGAGAUAUUUAAAAAUGAUGAUUUCAAAGAAGAAGUUUAUGAAAUUGACACAGAUCUAGAUGGAUUAGAUAAAGAUUGGAAAACAAUAAAAAAUGAUAGUGCUUUAUUUAAACAAGGAUAUUUAUAUAAAGGUCCUGAUGGUGGCGGAGGUGCCUCAGAACGAAUGUUUGCUAAUUUAGCUGGUUCAAAAUCUUUUAAAAGACGUUUCUGUAUAUUGAAACAACAAGUUGAUGGCACAUAUAUAUUAGAGGUUUACAAAGAUGAUAAAAAAGGAGAUACUAAGGCAACAAUUGUUAUGGAUUUAUGUGACAAAGUAAUUCGGAACAGUAAAAAAGGCAGAUUUUGCUUUGAGCUUCGGAUGGUUGAUACUGACAAAAGUUAUUGUUUAGCUUCAGAUACAGAGCCUGAACUUAUGGAUUGGAUGACCAAAUUACAAUUAGCAUUACAGUACAGUAAUGACAAACGAGAUGAUAAAAUAUCAGAAAAUAAUAAAGAAAUCAUUCCUGUUGACAAGAACAUGGUACCUAAUGAUAGUUUUGGCACAUUGAAAGGCUUGGAACAUAGUGUAAAUCCCCAAUUGAUGAGAUAUGCGAGAGAAACUGAUUCAUUAAAUUCACAUGCACGUCAAGAAAAUAGAAGAAGGCUUUUUGCAGUUUAUCCAUUUUUACAACAACCUAGUAGUUGUAUUAGACAAGAUGUUCUAAAUCAACCAGCUGAUAGUAUAUCUGAACCGUACAAAGAAAAGUUUGGUCAGAGAGUUCUAAUUGAAUGCCAGGCAUUGAACUUUCGAUUACAGAUAAACARUGAAGAAAACAAUGAUUCCGUAAAUCAAGUUGAACCAUAUUUUACAACCAUGGCAUUGUUUGAUGUACGUUCUGGUAAAAAAAUAUCUGAAGAUUUUCAUUUUGAUAUUAACCAUGACAGUAUGAAAAAUCUAGUUAAUCAUGAAAAUCAAAUUGACGGUCAUAAGUUAAUUGAGUUAUCAAAAAAUUGUAAAGUGACAAAGAAUUGGCUAUUCAAACAAAAACAAGCAAUAAUGUGUAUAUCAAAACCACAUUCAGAUAUAUACUUAGUGUUAAGAAUUGACAAAGUACUUCAGGGUGGCAUAGUACGUGUUUCUGAACCAUAUAUUAAAGCAACAACAAAUAAUAAAGAUAAUGGUCUGAAAGUAUUUAAAGCUGUUAAAAAUAUUUGUCAUAGGUUAGGCAAUUACCGAAUGCCAUUUUAUUCGUUUUCUUAUGACAUAUUGACUACAUGUUGGACUGCAGUUAAACCAUUUCCUAUUCCACCGAGUCGAAAUCAUCCGAUUAUUGAAAUUGCUGAAUUAUAUCCAGAUCCUCAACCACAAACAUCUUAUAUUAAUCACUUGUAUGUGUAUCCAUUGUCGCUAGCAUUUGAUACACAAAAAAAUAUUCCUCGAGCCCGAAACAUUACAUGUAUGGUCCAAUUAUUUGAUAACGAUAAUAUAGACUCUAAGCCUAUUAAGUGUAUCUAUGGGACACAUGGCCAAUUAUUGAGUUCUAUGUGUACUUAUGUUUUAUACCAUACUACAAACCCAAUUUGGUAUGAUGAAAUCAAAAUAAGACUUCCAGUGCACAUAACUCCAAAACACCACCUACUGUUUACUUUUAAACAUAUUUCUGUUGAUGGUUCACGUAAAAAGCAAUCAAAUAUUUCAGUCGAAACAAUAGUGGGAUACUCAUGGCUACCACUUAUCUUCAAAUCCAAAAUCAAUAUGGAUGCAAAAUGUUUACCUGUAUCUGUAGGUUUACCAGCAGGGUAUUUAUCAGUACAGCCAUUUGGUCUUGGAAAAGGAGUGAUAACGCCGUCAAAAAAGUUAAUUAAUCUGGAUCAUCAGCAGCAAGAGAAACUGAUUAAAACCGAUUCUAACUUAAGUAUAAAUACAUGUGCUUCGAAUUCGUCUUCUCCCGAUCGAACAAAUUCCUUGUCAAUUUUUUCACAAGAAACUGCCAUUAGAAGAAAUUCUUAUGUAUCCGAAUCGGACAUUUCAAAUAAAAAUCGUCAUUCUAGAUCUAUAAGUGGUACACAGACAUUUCACAUUACUACUGAUAACUCAGUGAAUGUAGUAAGCAAAUUAGAACCAACUGAAGUCAAAGAUGUCCUUGUAUGUUUUUUGUUUAUUUUGAAAUAUUCUUCUCAAGAUCAAUUAAUAUCGUGGUGGCGUUACUGUACAGAAUCAGAUAUUGUGGCAUUUUUUAAAAUUAUGGAGUUAAGUUUACAAGAGUUUCGGUACAUGGGACGCCGGCAUAUAGURGAAGAGACAUUAGCUGCAAAUAACCGAGAUAAUGUUCAGCCAAUUUCUACUACUACAACAAAGAAAUCUAUGACAUUACCUGCUCGAAUGCAACCACCAUCUGAAUUUAAUGCUGAAACAACAGCUAAUUCAAAUUGUCAAACACAACUAUCACAAUUAACACCUACCAUAUUAAGUAGCAAUGGUACAGGCAGCAUUGGCCGGGUAGAAAAUUCAAAAAAAGAUACCGCUACUACUGAUGACAACAUGACAUUUCGAGUACAAUCUGAAGCUAAUCUUACUGCAGAAGUGGGUUUAGUUAUCCUCGAUGCUCUUUCAUCUUAUUGUGUUCAUUUUAAGGAUACUUUGAUGGCGUACAACGGUGAAAAUGACAUCAUGGAGAGCGUUUUUUCCACUCUCUUGGCGUUUUUAUGCAUCCCACAAUCUACAUUAGUCUGUGGACAUGUGUUCGCUACUUUAAGAUCAUUUAUUAAUAACUUUUCUCGUGUAUUAUUUAAAGGUACUGCUCAGUUAGUUGGCAAACUUUGUUCCCAAUUAUUAAAUGGUUGUAAUAGUCGAUCUCCCAAGGUACGACAAGAAUCCUGUGCUGCUCUUUAUCUGUUAAUGCGAAGCAAUUUCGAACUUUCUUCRUCAAAUAUUACCAGAGUUCAUUUGCAAACUGUUAUUGCCGUGUCACAGUUGUUAGGUGACUUGACGUCUGCCGGUCUCAAUAACUCACGGUUUCAAGAAAGUCUCUCAUUAAUCAAUAGCUACGCUAAUAGUGAUAAAGUUAUGAAAAAUACUGGAUUUCCAAUGCAAGUGAAGGAUUUAACAAGACGCGUAAGGACCGUGCUAAUGGCAACUGCUCGUAUGAAGGACCUGAACCACGACCCUGAAAUGCUGGCUGAUCUCCAACAUAGUUUGGCGAACUCAUAUGCUUCAACGCCCGAAUUGCGUUUAACUUGGUUACAGACUAUGGCUCGAAAUCACGAUGACAACGGUGACUUUUCAGAGGCGGCCUGCUGUAGGCUCCACAUUGCGGCGCUUGUAGCGCAAUACCGGAAACUGAAGGGAACGCAGUCAUGGGGUGCUGAAGCAUUUGAGAAAAUCUCGUCGAACAUUUCCAGGGACGAGACGGGCCUGCAGCUGGACUCCGGUGGCGGCAGCGUGGCAGUAAACGACACGCUUUACGGAGAGCAGGCUCUUCUUGAGCGACUGGAGGCGUGCGCAGUCAGUCUACGCCGGGCCGAGCUGUACGAGUGUUUCGGCGAGCUGUACAAGCUGGUCAUACCUGUGUAUGAGCAACGCAAGGACUACCACGCGUUGGCCGACUGUUAUCGGACCGUCGGCAUUGCGUACGACGCGGCCGUGUCCGCCCGCCAGUCUGGCCGCCGGAUGCUUGGCCGUUAUUAUAGGGUUACGCUGUUUGGACAGGCAUAUUUUGGCGAUCAACACGGCAUCGAAUUCGUGUAUAAAGAACCAAAGCUAACACCUUUAUCAGACGUAUCUGAACGAUUACUGUGUCAAUAUGGCGAUAAAUUUGGCCGGGACAAUGUACGCAUAAUUAUGGAUUCAAGUACUAUUUCCACUUCUGAGUUGGAUGUGAAAUUCGCGUACAUACAAAUUACUCACGUCGUGCCAUACCACGGAGAAAAAUAUAUGGAUAUUGAUAACGAUUCCGUUUCCGAGUUUGAACGCAACCAUGACAUUGAUAGUUUUGUUUUUGAAACACCGUUUACACUUGGCGGCGGCCAAUCUCAAAGUGGUCCGCGUGAGCAAUGGAAACGACAGACAAUUAUAAAAACCGAGUAUAAGUUUCCAUAUGUUAAGAAACGUUUACGAGUAUGUGCUAGACGUGAAAWAGAACAAUGUCCUAUACAAGUAGCCAUAGAUGAAAUGUGCCAGCGAGUUCGAGAAUUGAGACAAACUGUAUCUGCUCAGCCAACGGAUGUAAAAAAAUUGCAGCUACGUUUACAAGGAAGUGUAUGUGUUCAAGUCAAUGCCGGUCCAUUGGCAUAUGCCAGAGCAUUUUUGGAACCACAAGCUGUUCUUGAAUUACAGGCUGAUAAAGUUCAAGACCUUAAAGAUACGUUUAGAGAAUUUAUCAGCGCAUGUUUCGAUGCGUUGAAGUUGAAUAGAAUGUUAGUAUCUGCCGAUCAAAUGGAAUACCAAGAUGUGAUGCAAGAAAACUUUUUGAAAAUGUGUCGGGAACUUUCAGAGUGCAUUGAAAGCGAUUCACUGUGGCGAGAUGUAUUGCAAUCCUGUACAUCUCCGAGUAACGAUAGCCGAACACUUUUUACUGCAAUUAGUGGAGCGAGUCAAGAUUCGUCUAACGCAUAACACCUGAAAUACAGGUCUUAUUUGAAAAAAAACAUGAUUUAUGUGAGGUUUCAUUUUUAUUUUUCGAAUUGUUACUAAGCUAAAUUAAA